GGCACCUAUGCUAUUGGCAACAAAAUAGGCUACCAACAAAUUAGGCCGAUCCAGUACCGGUAACUGCCAGCUUGCAUAUAAUAUUCUGUAAAAUAAUAUAGCUGACACACAGGCGUGUCGCAAAUGCCACAAACCAAGACAUCCAAAGAGAUCGAGUACAAUGGGCGUACCGGUAGUGGCGAUGCCAAUUGUUCUGCGACUCGGAAGAAAUGCACCAGCAAAGCCCAAAAUAACUCGGAAAACAAGAGCAAGAAUUCCGACGCGGAAGCUUUCACUGGCAACGGCCGUCCAAGCUCCGGCAACCGCUCAGUCACCCGCCUCCAGACCGCUGCAGCAGCAGAGGGGGCCUAUGAGCUCCUCGGAGAAGCUGCCAAACGCUGCGAUCAAGUGACCCGCUAUAACUUGCUGGAGCGCGUAUUGGCGGGAGUUGUUGACGACGACCUGAGGGAGUCGUUUAAGGGCAAGCAGGGCUGGAUCUACAUUUACAGGCACAAACCUGGCAAGCCCAGCGAGUUCAAGAUCGGCAAACAUGUUGGGCCUGACCCACGGGACCGCAUUCGGCAGUGGGAGAAGAAAUGCGGCCGCGAGAUUGAGCUGGUCCGCACAUGGGAAGUGGCGUUCGCCCGCACCACCGAGCUAUUCAUAGAGACGGAGCUGAAGGGAAUGGAUGACGUGUGGCUCGGAUCAAGGGUGUGCAGGGGACCGGAGGACUCCAAGUGUACUGCCCACCACCGGGAGUGGUACAAGGCCAGCAAGCAGAAGCUGUUCCAGGUGAUCAGUUACUGGGUUGACUACACGAACAGGAUGGUUGACGAGCUGCUGCUGACCCGUGAGUGCACCAGAAUGGCAAAAUUAACAAUCCAGUGAUGCCCAGCAGAACCGCCACGGUACCGGUAGGUUGCGGUUCCACAGGUACGGUAUGUGUCCACCUUACGCGUGGGUGGGGUAAAGAGGAAAAAACUAACUGACUGAGGGAUAGUCGGUGGGGAGCCUGCUGGUUCGUUUUGGCUGUGGGGGCAGGUAGCGAACGGAAGAACAGCAUGCCAGACCGGGUCGGUGACCUGGACAUGCGGGACAGGCUUGGAGCUGAGUAUCUAAGGGGUGUAUCCGCUUGCAACAGCCCUGUUUGGUGCCCUCAGCAAGGCUGGAUGCUGUCAGCGCGAACCUACCGUUGGUUCGUUUUAUCGUUAGGAUUGUUACUUGUUAGAGAUCUGGUGACGCUCUGGGCUUGCUAAAUCAUGGCCCAGCUAUACUGGUGUUAUUAUUUUUAGUAUCUCGCCGCACUGGGGAGACCGCUGCUGAUGCUGGUCAUGCGUGCUGCUGCUUAAUAUGUAUGUAUAUACAAAAAAAAAGCGUUUUGGCGUGGCUAAAACAUGUUCAAUAUGUUAAUUGCUGGCAUCGUGUGGAAGGGUGCCUUAGGCCCGCCACCACGAGAUAUCUGGUUGGCAUUGUGAUUUGGUUAGCUAAGGAGAAGACAUGUAUAUAUGCACUUUAGCAGGCUUGCUUCCAGUUCGUUCCGCUUUUUGCCGUACCUUAUUACAGGAUGUAUGUUAGUACUGGGGUUUUACGCAGGAGGUUAACACAUGUGACCCACGGGUCAGCCUGUACGGGAGUACCAGAGACUAAGCUAUCUAUUUCACAUUUAUCGUUGUACAGCAUGCGAAAAAAGGGGUGAAGAUAUGGGAGAUGCGUGCUUUUCCUGGGUUCCUUAUUUUCUGGGUUCCAGGAUAAAUAGUAGCAGUCAUGCUACGAUCUUAAGUCAUCCGGCAGUGUACUCGGCUGGUUUCAGUCAAACCAAUCCUUGAGAUUGUACACGUGGAAACUAUUGUAACAGUAACGGUAACACA
Molecule: messenger RNA, 1847 nt
Organism: Astrephomene gubernaculifera
Lineage: Eukaryota; Viridiplantae; Chlorophyta; Chlorophyceae; Chlamydomonadales; Astrephomenaceae
Source: the annotation of a GenBank genome assembly